Messenger RNA from Penicillium arizonense, 1338 nucleotides. RefSeq lists its product as uncharacterized. The record is from RefSeq and is a predicted model, not a curated record. NCBI's taxonomy places the organism in Eukaryota, Fungi, Ascomycota, Eurotiomycetes, Eurotiales, Aspergillaceae. The transcript has 4 exons. Bases 1 to 1338 code for a protein of 445 amino acids.
AUGUCAUGGGCAUUCUUUCCUCCUGUGCCACAUGAGGCUCUCGAGAAUCUCCGCAGUGAGGUCCACUUGGUCACCGAAGGGUCAUUUGAAUGGAGCCGGCCAAAAAUCAACAAGAUGAACAGCAAACAAGCAUUCACAGUUAUUGAAUCACCAGACUUGCAACAAUUGUUCAAGGAUAUACCAGGAAUUUCACUUCCAUUUACCUCUCGAAAUACACUUCGAGAGCCUCUUCUAGAAGACUUCAACUUACAACGUGCUAAGUUGAAAGAAGAGCUUGCGACUACAUGCCAAACAAUCGCUCUAUCCCUUGAUGUAUGGACCAGCAAGAACCAUAUCCCAAUCCUGGGUGUCAUUGGCCAUUGGCUUACAGAAGACUUUGACUAUCGAGAGAAAGUCCUUGAAUUCAAAGAGCUCUAUGGUCCCCCUAGUGGAGAGUACUUGGCCGCAGCUAUUCAAGCUCUACUUGUUGAACUGAAUCUUGAGCGUAAGCUGCUCUCGAUUACUGAUAAUGCUAGUAAUAAUGAGCGGAUGGCGAUACAACUAUGCGAUAACCUAAAAAAUUCAUCUGGGACCAAUUCCUUAUUCCGUGGUUUGGAUAGUUAUAUAAGAUGCUUGGCUUAUAUCAUCAAUCUCAUUGUGGAGGAUAUUCUACUGGCUCUGAAGUCGGGAAAUACAGAAGAAGCUGCUUCUAUCUAUAAUAACAUUGAUAAUGCGGAACACCAGUCAUUUGAAUUCCAAAUUAUUGAACCUCUUGCAAAGCUUCGAAUCCAAGCUCUCUGGAUUCAACGGAGUCUACAGCGACGGCAAUCAUGGAACGAUGCUUGCAAUCGGAUGAACUUAUCAAAUAACUUCAUCGAGUAUGAUUCAAAGCGACAGCUAGAGACGUUUAUCUAUUAUGAGACUAGCUUCCUUUCCUUCUCACCGGAAGACUGGAUACGGCUUUCCCAUAUCCACAAUGUUCUCUCAAAAUUCAAUGAGUUUACAUUGUUUGUCUCGGAGAAAAGGCCACAGAUCAGUCUCGUUCUACCAAUAUACUACGAGCACCACGAUUUACUUCAUGAUGUAGCUGAGCGCAAGGAAGAUUUUGCAGAUCUUGCAGAGAAUAUUGCAAGUGCUGUUGGUGGGAGUAUCAAGAAGUAUAUCAAGUACUAUACUUUCAUGGAUGCCUCUGAUCUAUACUACACUGCACUAGUCUUGGAUCCUCGUGUGAAAGGAGCUCUCCUCCUAAAUGAGUUUAGUGAAGAGACUGCUGGGAGGGCCAUUCUUCAAACUCUCCGUGAUUAUCUUCACCGCAAAUAUCCUGGGACUACCGAACCACUUGUGCUCGGGCUGAAGUAA